Molecule: messenger RNA, 858 nt
Organism: Penicillium coprophilum
Lineage: Eukaryota; Fungi; Ascomycota; Eurotiomycetes; Eurotiales; Aspergillaceae
Product: putative HIT finger domain protein
Exons: 1
Coding region: 1-858 (285 amino acids)
Biological process (GO): chromatin remodeling
Cellular component (GO): Swr1 complex
Molecular function (GO): nucleosome binding
Source: RefSeq, a predicted model, not a curated record
AUGUUUCGUGUCGAACUUGUAUCAGACACCUCAACGGCCACACCAGGCUGGUCCUACGCCCCAACCCGGGGCUUCGACCCCACACAAGCCAUGGCCCCAACCCUAGGCCGCAAACGCGGCAUCCGCGACGCCGGCAAGGGCGGCGACAUUUCCUCCCGACAAGCGAACGCGAUCGCACGUCACAUCGCCGAACUAGAUCGCGAGAACCAGCGCGACGUCUCCAUCCCAGCACCGGUGAAACAGGCCCGAGAAGCCGGCGCACGCGGCACACGAGCAAAAACCACCUCGAACGUCCGCCGCAUCCUACAAUCCCAAAAGACCUUCCGGAACCACCUAGACGACGAAGAAGCAGCAAUAGCCUCGGGAAGUGGUGGUGUAGCUGGCAUGCAGGGUGCGGGAGGCGCGAACAUCAUCGCGGCUAAGGGAGGCAAGGCUGCUGCGCGCAGCUCAACACCGGCUAGCACAGCAGGCGUCAAACGUCCCUCGGCGGCUAUGGCGGGUGUGAGAACAGGUGCAUCGACGCCUGCGCGAGAAACCACAGAUGCUGAAACUGAUGUCGACGAUGAGACGUCGCGAAAACCGAAACUUAUCAAGUCUGAAUAUGAUAAUGAUCCUUUGCUGCGCUCGUAUGCACCCCCUGUGCCUUCUGACCGGCUGAUGCAGCGGCUUCUGGCGGAGGCGCCGCUUUCUUAUAAUGCGUCGCGUGCGAAGCCGCAGACGUCGGGGCGGCCAGGGCGGCACUUUUGUUGUAUGUGUGGAUAUUGGGGGAAGAUUCGGUGCAAGAAUUGUCAUUUGAGGACUUGUGGCUUGGAUUGCUAUAAGGUUCAUGAGGAUUCGAGGUGUGGUGCUUUCUUCUAG